Molecule: messenger RNA, 804 nt
Organism: Saccostrea echinata
Lineage: Eukaryota; Metazoa; Mollusca; Bivalvia; Ostreida; Ostreidae
Exons: 2
Coding region: 1-804 (267 amino acids)
Source: RefSeq, a predicted model, not a curated record
AUGACGUGUAGCAGUCUUUGCCUAAUUGUUUCAUUGGUUGUUGCAUUUGUUCUCCGUGUGGUUUGGACUGAAGAUGACGUCAUAAGAGGAACAUACCAUGCCUGGUGGGUAAUUCUCCCCAUACCUACCAGCGCUGUACGCAGCAUGAUAGAGCACAUUAACACUCUACACGACAUUGUGUUGAUGAAACCAACAUGGACAACAUGGCCUGAAAACAAACAUCCGAUUCUGAUGGAAAUAGGUCGCGAAUUGGAUUGUGGGCUCGUUUUCCCUCCCUGGUUACGAAGUAACUUCCUGGAAUACAAGUUUGAUAUUCCGUUUGUGCAGCGAAAAACAGGCGGUGAUCCUCUUAACUAUAAGGCUGUGUUAUACGAAGACAGCGAAAUCAACAGUAUUUCUUCGGGUGUAGCUUACAAGUUAAAUGCAACCAAAGCAACAAUGAAGAUGACAAAUCACUCGUAUACGAUAUCCAAAAAUGGGGCGAAGUUUUCAUCACAGUUCUCUUCAAAUAUCACAUGGUUUACUGCUUCUGCAAUGCCAGAAUUUCAGGUCUACAAAGACGUUGCAAACCUUACAUGGUUUGGGGGAAGAGGUCUAGAGACAUGUGCCCAACAUCAUUACGACUUCGGUUCUGCCCGGAUACGUCCAGCUGCUGUGCUUAGUAUGACAUUUACCCCCUCUCUAUUGAACAACUUCUUUCCUGACUAUCGUUUCCGUACUAACCCACUUUCUGGAAUUGAUCUCUUUGGUAGUAUUGAGAUUGUGGCCAACUUCACAAUGUCCCUACCACAUUCAUGUAGCUAA